AAACAUUUCUAAACCACCAUCACAAAAUGCGCGCCGCAGUUCUUAUCGGCGCUCUCUGCGCCGUGGGCGCCAUGGGCUCGCCGCUCCAGAAGCGUGUUUACGAGACUGAUCUCAGCAUCGUCACGGUCACCAGCACUGUCACUGGAGGAGAGCAGGCUGCCACUGCAGCUCCCGUUCCAGUGGAGCAGAAGCAAGCCGCUGAGCCUGCGCCUCAGGAGCAAGCUACGACUGUGACCUCCGCCUACGAGUACACCGUGACUGCUACGUCUUCUCAGACAUCCGCAACUGAGGUUGACCCCGUUGCGACCUCUGCUCCUGCUCCUGCUCCGGAGCCUACCACGACAACUGCAGCCCCCCAGCCUGCGACGACUUCUUCUUCCUCCGAGGUCACCACCGCUCCGGCCCCUACUACUUCGUCCACCACCAGCGCGGCUCCUGUUACCACCUCUUCUGCUACCACCUCGUCUGCUGCCCCCAGCCAGUCCAGCACCAACGACGACUACCAGGCGAUGAUCCUGGAGAACCACAACAUCCACCGUUCCAACCACUCCGCUUCCGCCCUUGCUUGGUCGACGGACCUUGAGUCGACUGCUCAGCAGCUGGCUGACGGCUGUGUGUACGAGCACAACACUCAGAUCGGUGGUGGUGGCUACGGUCAGAACAUCGGUUACGGUAUUUCCGCGCAGAAUAUCGGCAUGAUGAUCACCAACCUGAUGUACAACGAUGAGUUCGACUACUUCAACAACCUGUACGGCGAGGCGAACCCGGACAUGACCAACUUUGAGAAGUGGGGCCACUUCUCUCAGAUCGUGUGGAAGGGCACCAAGGAGGUUGGCUGCUACACCAAGGUCUGCAACACUCUGCAGAACGUCGAUUCGGAUGGCCCCAUUCCUUUCACUGUUUGCAACUACAGCCCUGCAGGAAACUAUGCGGGCGAGUACUCCGACAACAUUGCCAGGCCUCUGGGUCACGCUUUCUACGCUGUCGCAUAGACUGCUCAGGCCUGAGGCCGUCAUUGCAUGAUGGCCCGCUCCUCUCGUUCUUGCGCUCGAGUUCGGUAUACAUAGCCUUCAGUUGUUCACAUUCUUGGCACGUAUUUAUUCUCGGGGGUACCAGGAUGUUCCGGUCUGUGUCUGGACACCCUGCAUGAAUCAGUAUUUGGACCGCAGGCGAGCCUCGUCAACUGCCAAUAACAUAUCUCGUCUCCGGCGUAUGCGCAAGCUGGCCGCCAGAUCUCCAGUGGAUAUACAUCUU
This is a messenger RNA of Paecilomyces variotii, 1254 nucleotides long. RefSeq names its product CAP domain-containing protein. The transcript is spliced from 3 exons. Gene Ontology annotation, cellular component: extracellular region. The record is from RefSeq and is a predicted model, not a curated record. Lineage: Eukaryota; Fungi; Ascomycota; Eurotiomycetes; Eurotiales; Thermoascaceae. Bases 27 to 992 code for a protein of 321 amino acids.